Messenger RNA from Paramecium pentaurelia, 3191 nucleotides. NCBI's taxonomy places the organism in Eukaryota, Ciliophora, Oligohymenophorea, Peniculida, Parameciidae. The record is from the annotation of a GenBank genome assembly.
AUGAGAAAUGAUAAUGUAAUUUCUACAAAAACAGAACCAAUUUUUAAUAACUAUGAUCUUUUUAAAGGUAUUAUAAAUUUCUUAAAUAGGCCCCUUUUAGUAUUCACCUUUCACAAUAGGUCAUCCAGACUAGCCUGAUGAUGAUCAUUCAGUUCGAGAUCCAACUGUGAAAACCAUAGAAAAAUCAAAAUUCACUCUAUCUCCUAUGCAUACUAAUUAAGAGGUGCUAUUUUUCAAGGUAUUUAAGAUUUCUAAUGAUAAAUUGUCUUGUAACAUUGAAGAAAGUAGCUUCUAAUUAUUUUCAAGUCCUACUCAUAAUAAUUUAAAAAGGUUGUAAACUUAAACUAAACCAAUAAAAUUGAAACAAAAAUUCAUAGAUGUAUUAAGUAAAACAAUUAAAAAAAAUUACAAAAUUAUGAAGUUCAUGUACUUAUUUGAUUUAGAUUAAUUGGGUUUAUAAAGAUAAUGUAAAUUUAUAUAUAAAAAUAUAAAGAUGUUCUACUACCAAACUCUGUAAUCCUGAAAAUUUGGAAUAUAUUUUAUUAUCUCUUACUUUUUGUAUAUUUGCUUAUAAUUCCUAUCAGCGAGAAAUCUCAUUAAGUGGCAUUUCUAAUAUUGAAAAUAGUAGAUUGUAGUUUAAAAGCUUGUAGCGCUGUGGCUAUUAAUGGAGAAAUUGAGAGUAAUAUAAAUAUAAUUUUGAAAAAGUAUUACAAAAAAUAUUUGAUCUUUGAUAUAGUAAGUAUUUAAAUAACAUAUAGAUAUUUUUAAUUAGUUUGAUUUUAAUAAUAAGAGUAGAGAAAAUUGAUUGGAUUAUUCUCUUAAUAAAUAUUUUAAGUAUUUUACCAAGAUUUAUAGAUUUGCAUAAUAAUAUUUAAUUGUAUUUAUUAAUAUUUUUAGUUAGUGAAUUUGAUAUUUUUAAAGUAUAUUAAUAAGUAAUAUUGUUAAUUAUAUAACAAUGUAUAUUAAUUCACAUUAUAACAUGUUUUUGGAUUUAUAAUAUAGAAAAUGAUAAUGAAGAUAAUUUUUCAUAAAGAUAUUUGAAAACAAUAUAACUAAUUGUAAGUAUUAUUACCUUUAAUUCAAAUUAAACUAAUUUAAAUGAUAAUAAUUAAAUAAUAGCAUAUUGUUGUAUAUCUAUUUUAUCAUUUUAUUACUUUGCAUAUUAAUUUUCUAUUUUAAUUGAACUUUUUAAACCAGAACAAAGAUCUUCUCAAUUAAGUCAUUUUUUUACUUAAAAUAAAUUAGAUACAAUAUUAAAAUAAAAAAUAAGAAGUCAUUUAGAAAAUCAAUCAUAGUUUUCUCAUAAAGAAUUUACUGAUAAACUUUCAAAUAAAUUGCUUAAAGAAUAUAAUAUAGUUUAAAGAUAAAAGUUAUUAAGUUAACAUUUCAAAUAUUUAAAUAAUGUUACAUUAAAGUAAAUUAUUGAUAAUUGCAUUGAGAUAGUCUAUUAACCUAAUGAAAAUAUAUUUUAAGAAGGAAAAACUGAUGAUUGUUCUUUAUAUGUUAUAUUAGAAGGAUCUGUACAUUUGAAAUCAAAAACAAAUAUCAUAUUAUUAACUUUAAAAUAAUUUGCUACAUUUGGAGAAUUAUCUUUUUAUACAGAGAAUCCAAGAGAUUUAACAGCAAUAACAGAUGGAAUUACAAGAUUAAUAAAAAUUUAGAGAUCAAUAUUUUUAUCUCUAUUAAAUUUCAAUGAAAAAGUAACUUAGAAGAAUUUAAUCUUAGCAAUUCUUUUAUGAACAACGUGAUUUGAUACUUUUUAAUGAGAAAUUACCAUCAGAAUGUAUUUGUUGUAAUUCCCAAUAACAUAUAAUAACUGGUUGUCCUUAUUUAACUUAUUAACCUGAUUUAAGUUUCAUAUUAAAAAAAUAUAUUUAUCCUCAUAAAUAAAAUAGAAAAGAAUGUAUAAUAUUAUAUUAAAAUAUUUUUAAGAUAAAAGAAAAAAGAGUAAGGAUGCCAGAGCUUAUAGUUUUUAUAAAUAAGCUUUAGAUUUUGAAACAGCAUUUUAAAAUUUGGUUGAAGAUUAUUUAUAGAAUUUUUAAUAAAGUUAAACAUAAAUUUAAAUUGAAGAAAAUCAUAUUAAAGAUUCAUGUGUUAGUAGUUUUAGUAAAAUAAGUAAAGAAAGAUCAUUUAUAAAAUCUACAUCAUUUUUAAAAUAAUAAUCUGGUUUUGAUUAAUAAUCUGUAUUUAAUAAUGAUAAUCUAAUGUAAUAUAUAUAAUUAAUAUAUAAAUUUAGAUUAAAUGGAGAUUAAAAUAAUGAAUUUUAAUUUAUACAUAGCAGUUAAGAAUAUGAUUUGUCAUCAAAAUUUAGAACAGAUUAAUAAAAAAGAACUUUUAAUACAGCAGGUUUUGGAUCUUAAGGAGGAGUUGCUUCUAAUAAAGAGAUGACUUAAAAUUUGACUGAAAAAUCAUUAAAUAUUAUUAUGGAGAAUGAUGAUUCAGAUUCACAUCAUGAUUAAGAAUAAAGAUAAUAGUAAGUUUAAAAUGAUAUAAAUGAAGAAAAUAUUAUAGAAGAUAAAUUCAUAAGAAAAAAUAAUGAUCCAAAAUUAACAUUUAAUAAUAAUUUUGAAUCUUAAAUGCAUGAUUAAAAUUAAAAUAGACUUUAACGUUUAGGUUCUGGAUCAUAUAGAUAAUAAAGUUCAAUGAAUAGUACAUAUCUACAUCCUGAAGUUGUUAGUUAAAGAUUAAAUUCAUCAAGAUCUCUAACUAAUAAUUAAUAUAAACCAAAUCUCAAUUAAUCAUAAUAUAUAAAAAAAUCUAGUUUUUCAAUUCCUUAAAAAUUAAUUUAAUAAUCUCGUUAAUUAGAUAAUUUUAAUUAAGAUGAAAAUAAGAAUUCAAAUUUAAUGAAUCCAUUUAGAAAAUCUAUGACAAGAAUGGGAUCCAAAGUUUCUAAUAUUGCUUCUAGUUUUUCACCAUUCAGUGCUUAAGAAGUAUAAUAUAUUUUAAAUAGAUACCUGUUUAUGCAAAUAAAUCUUUUGGUUUAGAUGAUUUUGAUGUUAUGUAUGCUUUUGAAAAUUAUUUCACUCAUAAUAAUUAUGAAAUAACAAUUUUUUAGUAAAUAUUAUUAAUUAAUAUAUUUAAGGGCAAAUAAAAUUAAAAAUGUUGCAAAAAUACGAUUUUCUAAAUAUUUAACAGAUUAUAAAUUAGUAAAGAUGGUUGAUAAAUUAAAAUAAUAAAGAAUAACAAAAUGA